This is a messenger RNA of Oldenlandia corymbosa var. corymbosa, 594 nucleotides long. The record is from the annotation of a GenBank genome assembly. Lineage: Eukaryota; Viridiplantae; Streptophyta; Magnoliopsida; Gentianales; Rubiaceae.
AUGGAGGAGGCCGACGUGGAGAUGGCCGCGGCGGAGGACGGACCUCCCGUGGAGCUGGAUGACAUGAAGAAGAGGUUGAAGGAGAUGGAAGAUGAAGCGGCUGCUCUCCGUGAAAUGCAGGCCAAAGUCGAGAAAGAGAUGGGGCAAGUUCAAGAUCCUGCUGCAGCUGCAGCAAGCCAAGCAAAUAGGGAAGAAGUGGAUUCCCGAUCAGUCUUUGUUGGCAAUGUGGAUUACUCAUGCACCCCUGAGGAAGUACAGCAGCAUUUUCAGUCAUGUGGAACUGUCAAUAGGGUAACCAUUCGAACUAAUAAAUUUGGCCAACCGAAGGGUUAUGCUUAUGUUGAAUUUCUUGAAGUAGAAGCUGUGCAAGAGGCUCUUCUUCUCAAUGAGUCUGAGCUUCAUGGACGCCAGUUAAAAGUAUCCGCUAAACGGACCAAUGUUCCUGGCAUGAAGCCAUUUCGCCCCCGGCGCGCCGGCCCCAAUCCUGGCUUUCGAGGCAGAGCACCUUUUAUGGCUCCUGUUAUGUAUUCUCCUUAUGGAUUUGGGAAGGUACCAAGGUUCAGAAUGCCUAUGCGUUACAGCCCUUAUUUCUGA